AUGAGAUUACUUACGACCCUCGCAGCUGGUCUUCCCCUUGUGGCAGCAGCUCCUCAGGGACUUGCAGCCAAGGCUACCAAGGACCUUGUCCUUGAACAAGCCCCUCAGACUCCUCAGCCCUACGUCCUCCGCAAAGGAGCAGGCCGUGCUGUCUUAGUGGGCGAGCAAGUUUAUCGCUUCUCCGUUACGGGCAAUGCCUCCGCUGGCGCUUUCACUCUCAUGCAGACCAACGCGCCCGACUCGACCGAACUGGGCGUUCUCCCACAUAUCCACAAGACGCACUACGAAAACUUCUACUGCUCCAAGGGCCAGAUCCAGCUCUGGGCCAAGACCAACUCAUCCGGGGAGCAGGCUCGUCUUCUCACGCCCGGUGACUACGGCGCGGUGCCCCACAACACUGUCCAUACCUUCCAGAUUACCGACCCGGAUACCCAGCUCACAGGGGUUAUCCAACCCGGCGGUUUUGAGGAACUGUUCAUCGCCAUCGCCAACUCUGAGUUCAACUCCUCUACGGGAUCAGAGUUCGUGCCGGCUGCCGUUGGCGGAUCCUCUGGUUCCAACCCUGAUCUCAUCUCUGCGCUUGAGGCGUUCGAUGUCUAUGCACAGCUUGACUUCAAUCCCCGCAGGGACUUGGUGAAUGGCAGUGCUGGUGGACCUACGACCUGGCAUACCGCUGCCAAUGAGCUUGCUGCUGACUCGGUCACGCCCAACUUCAUUGCCAAGAACCGUGGACCCAAGUACCUGAACGCCGAUGGCGGUGUCUACCACCUCCUCGCUCCCUUCGCUACCGCCAACCAAACGCAGAGCAACUUCACCAUGGGUACCGCUACCGUGAGCCGUCUGCUUGCGAACCAGACGGCUACCGAGGCAAACCUCACCCAACCUGUCGCUUUUCAGCUCGAGGAGGGCGCCUUGGUCGUUGACGUUGACGGCUACGAUCCUGUCACCUUGAUCCAGGGCGACAUUGUCUUUGUCCCUGCCGGCACCCCCUUCACCUACCAUGCCUCUGCUGCCUUUACGAAGUUUCUCUACGUCAGUGGCGGUGGUGAUGGCUUUGAUUACCAGCUUCUUCAGAGGGCUGUGCCGUGGGAGUACGCGACGUACCCUAUCUACGCUGGUUUUACGGUGCAGUAG
Colletotrichum truncatum is the source of this 1134-nucleotide messenger RNA. Its product is annotated as quercetin 2,3-dioxygenase. The record is from RefSeq and is a predicted model, not a curated record. Lineage: Eukaryota; Fungi; Ascomycota; Sordariomycetes; Glomerellales; Glomerellaceae.